UGAUAUUGAUUUACCCUAAUAUAUACAAAAAAAAAUGUACAAAUUAUGUUUAUUAUUACUUCUUAAUAGUUUGUUGUUAUUAUCCAAUCUGUCAUAAAUAAUCGAUAUCGAUAAUCAUAACACACAUCGCCAUAAACCAUGUCGCUUAAUUUUUGUACAAUAUUUUUAAAUGCUAAAGAAGAAAAGAAAUUCAUAUAAUUGUACGUGUUUGUUGUAAAUAUCAAAUAGCGCCACAUACAUAUAUACAUACAUCUACAUAGAAAGCUUUAAGUGUAAUCGCGCUGAGUAAUGAACUCUGCGGUAUUUUUUUUUUGUCAACUCUGCAAGCAGAGUAUAGUUCCCAAACAUUUUUUAUGAUAAAGAAAAAAGCAAUGAACAAAAUUACAACAAAAUAGGCUGACAGCAGAACAUAAUUAUAUAGCAGUGAUUAACACUUUAUUUACAUUCGCUAAGAAGCUUGAACGUUUCAAGGAGGUAAGCAAUCACUCCAACAACGAGGCGGCAAUAUUAGCGCUAAGCUCGCUAACUUUGCGGUCAAAGCUAGUCAAGUAGUAUCUGUAAUCACUAGAAAUAGCAUCUAACUAUUUCAUCAUAUUGUAAGGUGUCCAUUCAUAGCGGAAUCGUUUGUAACUGCAAAACCGAUCAGGUAGCAAGAAUGGACGCCCUUGACACACUCACAUCGCCUAAAUAAAAACAAUCUUUUCUCUCUAUUAAAUGAUGUCGGGGUAUAAAUUGUUUUGGACCACCAUUAAACGCGGGAAACUUUUCUCUUAUCAAUUUUAUUUACUGUUUGUUUAUUUUGAGAUCAUUGCUUGCUUAUGGCACACUCAUUGAAGGCAGGGAUUACCUAGGCAUGCAAAAUUUAAGUGCGUUUAUCAGUAACAAAAUUCAACUAUAUAAAGGAAAUAAUUUUCUUUCGGAUCUAAUAUUGCUGUAUAUAUAUAUUGUAUAUAUAUUAUAUAGUUCGAAAACAAUAAGCACCUGGAGCGAACCGGGGGAAGUUUUUAUAAAAGUUUCAAUGAUUUAUGAUCAAAACAACACAAAUGUAAAUAGGUGUAUGUGCUUUUAGACGACAAACAUAAGGCCUGCGCAAAAACAAAACAAACAAAAAAAACAUGUAAACUGCUCAAAAUUUGAAGUGAUAACCCCGGCAGCAAAGUGGAUGUACAUGUAGUAGAAGGAGAUAAGAAACGCGGCAUUAGUUUGAAAACACGCAGAUUAGACAUAUAAAAUAUCAUCAAAUCGUGCAAAUUUUGAGUUUUAGUGAUAGUACAAUUUUACACAAGUCAGAGCGAAGAGCACGCAAGACAAGCUAAAGGAUAUAGAUAAUUAUUAUUAUAUUAUUUUUCUUAUAUUUAAGUACUUAAUUAGAAAUAUGGCUAGUGCAAUUGGAAAUCCUUUGAAGAAAAUCUUGCGACAACGCAUGAAGACAGAAGUCAUACCGGCGAUUAGCGCCGAGUCUAUAGUGGAGCAGUCGAAGGCAAUUUAUGAGAAGGUAAUCGCCUCCGAGGCAUUUCGUCAGGCAAAGGAUGUGAGCAUCUACCUCAGCACUGGCAGCGAAGUCGACACAUUGGCGCUGCUGCGUGAGCUCUUCAAUCAGCAGAAGAAUGUUUUUGUGCCCACCUACUAUGGCAGACUGAUGGAAAUGGUGCGCGUCAAAGACUGGAACGACUAUGAGUCAUUGCCGCUAACCAAAUGGCACAUUAAACAGCCAAGCAUUAAGGAUGGACGUGAGAGCGCCUUGACAAAUGGACGCGGCAUUGAUUUAUUCUUGAUGCCCGGUGUGGCGUUUACGCUAAGCGGCGAUCGUAUGGGUCAUGGCAUGGGUUAUUACGAUGGUUUCCUAAAGCGGCAUUUCGAUACUUAUCCUGAGAAGAGGCCGAUACUGAUGGCGCUGGCAUUCCGCGAACAAAUCGUUGAGGAGGGCACUUUGCCACUGGAGCCGCACGAUGUGCGACUUACGACUGUGGUGACAGCAUAAGUGGGUGGUGGUUAAUGACAUAGUUCUGCUCCAUGUUUUGUAUAUUGUAUAUACUUUUAAGUAUAUUUAAUUAUGUAUGUAUGUAUGUAUUUUUUUUUUUUUUUUUAAUAAAAAAAGAGUAAUUCAACUUAAAUUAUUUGCCAACGCAUGUGCUUAAACUCUAACGGAGGUAGGGACGAGGACGUCCGCCACGGCCGCGUGAGCGCCCACUGAAGUGCGCACUGUUCGAGUAAUGUGUAUCGCCAAAGUGCGGUUCGGUGGUGGCGCUGCGAUAAUGUGGUGAGCCGCCUUCGGCCCAGGUUGACGGCGAUGCGGUGCGCAUCACCUUGGAUUUGCUGUAAAGUGAACUAAUAUUUAAAUGGUUUUCGUUUUUUCAAGUCGCUUAUAGUUUUACUCACCGAAACGCUGCUGCCGUCGAUAUGCGUGUGCCGCGAUUGCGGCCGACGCGUGAGCCGCGCAUCAUAGGCGGUAUUUUGUUGUAGCCCGUCGGGCCGGUAGGUUGCGCGCCGCAAGUCUCCAAUGCCAGGAAAUCGUCGACAUGCAAAGAAGGCGGACGCGAUGUGUUAGGCGGACGCGAGCGGAAGAGAUCGCCGCGUGAGGGUGGCGCGCGUGCGAAACCACGUCCGCGUACUGGCGUUAUGUAAAUUUUCUUCUCCGGUCGGCCUGUGCUCGGCUCCACUUCGACACGACGCGUACGGAAGCAGGGUGCGGUGGGUGUGCGCUCACGAUUCGAUUGCGGCGAUGCGGACAAGUGCAACACGCGCUUACAAUCGGUUGUGAGAUUUGUUUCGGACGCUAAAUACUCUGCAGCCAAUUCGGUGAGAUCGCAAGCGACGCGCUCAUAUUUACCAUCAUCCCAAUCUAUACAAUCCACCUGCAACCAAUAACGCGCUAACAGUUGUGGCUCAUCUGC
Messenger RNA from Bactrocera oleae (olive fruit fly), 2894 nucleotides. It is a transcript of the gene Mthfs, whose product is annotated as methenyltetrahydrofolate synthetase. Gene Ontology annotation, biological process: tetrahydrofolate interconversion; folic acid-containing compound biosynthetic process. Gene Ontology annotation, molecular function: 5-formyltetrahydrofolate cyclo-ligase activity. Gene Ontology annotation, cellular component: mitochondrion. Lineage: Eukaryota; Metazoa; Arthropoda; Insecta; Diptera; Tephritidae. The record is from RefSeq and is a predicted model, not a curated record.